AUGUCUCGCCUCUUCGAACCUCUCCAAGUCGGCAAUGUAAAACUCCAACACCGCGUGGUCAUGGCGCCACUGACACGAUUCCGUGCCGACGACAACUACGUCCCCAUCCUGCCGAUCGUCAAAGAAUAUUACGAGCAACGAGCCUCUGUCCCGGGUACAUUGCUCAUCACCGAGGGGACAUUCAUCUCACCCCGCGCCGGCGGCUUCAAGAACGUCCCUGGGAUCUGGAACGCCGCACAAAUCAAGGCGUGGCGAGAAGUGACCGACGCCGUGCACGAGAAAGGCAGCUUCAUCUACUGUCAGCUGUGGGCUCUGGGACGAGCCGCGACGUCGGAAGUCCUCUCUGCCGACGGGUACAAAGUAGUGUCCAGCUCGAACCACGCAUUUCCAGACGGAGAAACGCCAGAACCGCUCGACGAGGAAGGGAUCCAAGGAUUCAUUGACGAUUUCACAAAUGCCGCAAAGAACGCCAUUGAGGCCGGUUUUGACGGUGUAGAGAUCCACGGUGCCAACGGCUACCUCCCCGACCAAUUCCUGCAAGACGUCAGCAACGACCGCACAGAUCGCUGGGGCGGCAGCAUCGAGAAUCGCUCUCGAUUUGGUCUCGAAGUCACCAAAGCCGUCACGGCCGCCAUCGGGCCCGAGAAGACGGGCUACAGAAUCAGCCCGUGGAGUCCUUUCCAGGGCAUGAAGAUGAAAGACCCAGUACCCCAGUUCAAACAUCACGUCACGAAACUCGCGGAGCUGGGUCUCGCGUACAUCCAUAUCGUGGAGUCGCGGAUCUCAGGGAACCAAACCAUCGAUGUCGUCUCGGAACAGGUCGAUCCGUUUCUCGAGGCGUGGACCGAGAAUAAAUCCGCCCACAGCGCGACCUUCUUGGCGGGUGGCUUCACGGCCAAGGGUGCGGAGGAUACGUUGCAGAGGUAUAAGUCGUACAAGAUUGCGAUUGUGUUUGGAAGACAUUUCAUAGCGAACCCCGAUCUGCCCAUGCGCAUCAAGAAGAAUAUCGCCUUCAAUGAUUAUGAUCGGGACACGUUUUACAGGCCAAAGUCUCCGACGGGAUAUAUCGAUUAUCCGUUCGCUCCAGCGGCUUAG
Messenger RNA from Exophiala bonariae, 1095 nucleotides. RefSeq lists its product as uncharacterized. Gene Ontology annotation, molecular function: FMN binding; NADPH dehydrogenase activity. Lineage: Eukaryota; Fungi; Ascomycota; Eurotiomycetes; Chaetothyriales; Herpotrichiellaceae. The coding region runs from base 1 to 1095 and encodes 364 amino acids. The record is from RefSeq and is a predicted model, not a curated record. The transcript has a single exon.